This is a messenger RNA of Micropterus salmoides (largemouth bass), 1290 nucleotides long. RefSeq lists its product as uncharacterized. Gene Ontology annotation, biological process: cellular response to fatty acid; G protein-coupled receptor signaling pathway. Lineage: Eukaryota; Metazoa; Chordata; Actinopteri; Centrarchiformes; Centrarchidae. Gene Ontology annotation, molecular function: G protein-coupled receptor activity. Bases 508 to 942 code for a protein of 144 amino acids. The record is from RefSeq and is a predicted model, not a curated record. The transcript is spliced from 10 exons. Gene Ontology annotation, cellular component: plasma membrane.
AGGGUACUUUGAUUUCAAAAUAAGUAUAUGCUACACAAAAUCCACAGAGGUUGGCAGGUCUGCAAGAUGCCCCAGUAAUCCUACCUGAGUCCUUCUGCCACCUGAUGGGGGAAGUACUAAAGUGUGUCUGCCAAGCUGAGGCAUCACCUAAUGCCUCUAUAGGCUGGACCAUUGAAGGAAAUGACACCUUUCCAUCCUCCUUUAGCUUUGUCUCCAGAAAUAAGAAAAAUGUAGUCUCAGGGGAAAUAAGCGGACCAACUAAAAGCCAGCCUAACAUUUCUUGCACAGCCACAAACGCACUGGGCAGCAACACCAAACAGCUCUCUGUAGACAUCUUGUCAAAAACAUUCUCUUUGCCCAUGUGGUUGUCAGCAUUAAUGCUCCUGGGGACUGCUUUGUUGUUUGGUUGUGCAGUGUUCAUUUACAGAAAAUAUUCAAGAGGCAGACCAACACCGGAGUUUGUGUGCAACACUAACAUUAUUUUAAGGUCACAAAUUUUAUUAGAGAAUGUCCAACAGGAACAAGUAUACAACAGUCCUCAAAGAUCACAAGAUGAAGACACACAAUCAAGCCCAUGCAGACCAGAGAGUAACCCUGAGGUGGACAGUCUUUGUGUUUAUGACAAUGAUUUUGUGGAAGAAAUGCGCAGACAGACCAGAGCUCAACCAAACCAGAACACCGAAGCAGCCCGCCAAAGAGACGGCGAAAUACAGCCACUGGCAAAGCCUGGACAAUUUUGACAACAUUGACUAUUUAGAUAUCCUGCUACUCAAUCUGACGGUCUCUGACCUGAUCUUCUUGAUCAUCCUUCCUCUCAAGAUGCAUGAGGCAGCGUCAGGCAUGAAAUGGAAUUUGCCCGAGUUCCUGUGCUCCAUCACCGCCUUCACCUUCUUCUCCACGAUCUACACCAGCUCCUUGCUGCUGAUGGCAAUGCCCCAGUAAUCCUACCUGAGUCCUUCUGCCACCUGAUGGGGGAAGUACUAAAGUGUGUCUGCCAAGCUGAGGCAUCACCUAAUGCCUCUAUAGGCUGGACCAUUGAAGGAAAUGACACCUUUCCAUCCUCCUUUAGCUUUGUCUCCAGAAAUAAGAAAAAUGUAGUCUCAGGGGAAAUAAGCGGACCAACUAAAAGCCAGCCUAACAUUUCUUGCACAGCCACGAACGCACUGGGCAGCAACACCAAACAGCUCUCUGUAGACAUCUUGUCAAAAACAUUCUCUUUGCCCAUGUGGUUGUCAGCAUUAAUGCUCCUGGGGACUGCUUUGUUGUUUGGUUGUGCAGUGUUCAUUUACA